This is a messenger RNA of Scomber scombrus (Atlantic mackerel), 1022 nucleotides long. RefSeq lists its product as uncharacterized. Lineage: Eukaryota; Metazoa; Chordata; Actinopteri; Scombriformes; Scombridae. The record is from RefSeq and is a predicted model, not a curated record. The transcript has 4 exons. The coding region runs from base 31 to 576 and encodes 181 amino acids.
UACAAUGUGUCAGUAACAUCAGAUUCUGAGAUGCUAACAGCCACUCUGAGGGGCCGCAUGGACAAACCUCAGACAGUGGUCUGCUUCGCUUUCAACGCACUUGGAAAUGACUCCCUGAUUUUGGUGCAGGGAGGAGACGAGACAACAACUCUAUUGUGGUUGGUGGUACCUGCUGUGGCCAUUUGCCUGGUCAUAUUCCUUCUCUCUCUUAUUGUCUACUGUUGCCGAAAAAGAGCUGGAAAACAUGGCCUGAGACGUCCAGCUGUGUACCCAGGGGGGAUGGGAAUUUAUCAGGACCGGAUGCCCCUCUACAUUAAUUGCACAGAAGUGACCCAUAUCUAUGCCAACGGCAGCUACCAACUUGUAUACCAGAACUGCACACCUCUUUUCGUCCGUACUAAGCAGAUCCGUCCAAUGGGCAGAAGAGGCGGAGAGAGGCGGGUCGGGGAGAGAAGAAGAGCAGGAGAGGGUGGAGGUACAGACAGACGAGGCGGUUUGGGAGUCAGAGGCACAAGGGAGGUGCAAGGUACUGCUGUGGCUGAUGCUGAGACAGCCAUCUAUGUGGAGAUCCUCUGAAGGAUCACUUUUAAUAUGAUUCAUUCUCAUGUUUUUUUAGAGAUGCAACGAUUUAAUCAAUUACUUCCAACUAUUAUAUUAACUGCCAACUAUUUUGAUAUGACUCAUAAUUAACCAUUUUGAGUCAUUCUUUAAAGAAAAAAAGCCCAAAUUAUCUGAUCAAAUGUGAAAUGUGUAUUUAGUUUUCUAGGACAGUGAACGGAAUAUCUUUGCAUUGUGAACAAGACAUUUGAAGAUGUCACUUUGGCCUUUAAGAAACAAUAAUUGACAUUUUUCACAAUUGCCUGAUAUUUUAUAGACCAAACAACUCAUAGAUUAAUCAAGAAAACAACCAAUAGAUUAAUUGAUAAUGAAAAUGAUCAUUAGUUUCAGCCCUGACAGUUCGACAUUAAUUUAUGUGCCUUGGUUUUCAGGCUUUCUAUAUUGUACAUUUAGUCACCAGCGUU